AGCAUAAAAGCUCACUCAACACUUAAACGCCUCGAAUUCUCUCUACCAUAUAAAAAUCUCGGUGAGGUCGGCGGAGAGACUAUGGCGGGACAGUCGCGGAAAUGGAUGAUUCUUGUGGCGACGAUAUGGAUUCAAGCAUUUACGGGGACGAACUUCGAUUUCUCAGCUUACUCCUCAGAUUUGAAAUCGGUUUUGGAGAUAUCGCAGGUGCAGCUUAACUACCUAGCCGUCGCUUCCGAUCUUGGGAAGGUGUUCGGGUGGUCGUCGGGGCUUGCGUUGAUGUAUUUCCCGCUUUGGACGGUGCUUUUCACGGCGGCGUUCAUGGGGUUCGUCGGUUAUGGAGUCCAGUGGCUGGUCAUAACUAACUUCGUCUCUUUGCCUUAUAUUAUGGUGUUUCUCUGUUGCUUACUUGCUGGUUUAAGCAUAUGUUGGUUCAACACAGUCUGCUUUGUGCUCUGCAUUAGUAACUUCCCUGCAAACAGAUCACUUGCUCUUUCCCUCACAGUAAGCUUCAACGGUGUAAGCGCAGCUUUAUACACUCUCGCUUACAACGCAAUCAACCCAGCCUCUCCAGAGCUAUACCUUCUCUUAAACGCUCUUAUACCUCUCGUUAUCUCUUUCACUGCCAUCAUUCCUAUUCUUCGCCAACCACCUUUUGAGCCACUCCCACCAGAUGGAGUUCGCCGUGACUCCCUCAUGUUUCUCCUGCUCAACAUUCUUGCCGCUUUGAACGGCGUUUACCUCCUCCUCUUUGAGUCAAACUCCUCUGACGUAACCUCUGCUCGUCUCCUCUUUGGUGGAGCUAUCAUUCUCUUGAUCCUCCCUUUAUGUAUCCCCGGUUUGGUCAUCGCCCGUAACUGGUAUCUUCCCACGAUCCACGCUAGCUUCCGUCUCGAAGGUUCUGGUUUCAUUCUUGUUGAUCCUGAUGAGCUUGAGUUGCAUAAAGGGAUGCUUGCACAUGAAGCUAACCGAGAAAGCUACGAAGAUGUUGUGCAAAACCAUGUUAAGACUAUAGCUUCGGAGGAAGGUGAUGCUGAUGAGUUGCUUAUCACAAGAGGCCAGCUUGAGGUUUUGGGAACUGAACAUUCUUUGAAGCAGCUCUUAUGCAGAGCUGACUUCUGGUUAUACUAUAUAGCGUACUUCUGCGGUGGAACCAUCGGUCUUGUGUACAGCAACAACUUCGGACAGAUUGCUCAGUCUUUAGGACAAAGCUCAAACACCACAACUCUUGUCACACUUUACUCCUCCUUCUCGUUCUUUGGAAGGUUGCUGUCUGCAACACCAGACUAUAUCCGAGCCAAGUUUUAUUUUGCAAGAACCGGGUGGUUAGCCAUCGCGCUAUUACCAACACCAAUAGCUCUAUUCUUGCUCGCAUCAUCAGGAACCGCGUCAGCAUUACAAGUGGGGACUGCACUGAUUGGUCUAAGCUCCGGAUUCAUAUUCGCAGCAGCGGUUUCCAUCACAUCAAAGGUUUUUGGACCAAACAGUGUUGGAGUUAACCACAAUAUCUUGAUCACAAACAUACCUAUAGGAUCUUUGAUAUAUGGUUUCUUGGCUGCUUUGGUUUAUGACUCGCAUGGUUCGACCGGGAUCAAAUCGGUGACUGACUCGGUCGUGUGUAUGGGAAGAGGCUGCUAUUAUUUGACGUUUGUGUGGUGGGGAUGCUUGUCGGUACUUGGGCUAGGUUCGAGUCUUGUACUGUUUAUUAGAACCUGAAGAGCUUACCAACGGUUUGAGGAAGCUCGGAUAAGUUCAAACAUUGUUUCAUAGAAGUUUGCAUCAAUCCCCAAUGGCUUGUGUAUAUCAAUCAGUAUAUGUAGGAAGGAUCUAUAUUAUAAGACUAGGGGUUAGCCCGCCCGUAGGGCGGGGUUAAUUACUUUACAUUUACAUUUUUUGUAAAAUUUGGUGCAACUUGAUUUGUAAAAGAUCAUGGUCUUCAUUUUGUCACCAGCUUGUUCCAUAUAACUGUUUUAUUUAUUUGGGAGUUUUGUGUGAUGUAAUGAACCAUGAUAUAUAGAAUUUAUUUUGCAAGUCUA
This is a messenger RNA of Brassica napus (rape), 2036 nucleotides long. Its product is annotated as protein NUCLEAR FUSION DEFECTIVE 4-like. The record is from RefSeq and is a predicted model, not a curated record. The transcript has 3 exons. Bases 82 to 1716 code for a protein of 544 amino acids. Gene Ontology annotation, cellular component: membrane. Lineage: Eukaryota; Viridiplantae; Streptophyta; Magnoliopsida; Brassicales; Brassicaceae.